AUGUCUUCUCCUCCCGUCAAUCUGCCCACCUGGCAAGUGGUUGCCGGUAUCUUCCUGUCAAUCACAUUCAUCAUCCUGAUCGAGAAGGUGUUUGGAAUCCACGUCAAUGUUCGCUACAGUCAAGGGCCUAUGGCCACAUUCCCAGGAUGGGCCCAUGUCCUCGGGCCGGGCGAAUCCCAAACCACACUUCUUCAUCGUUGGAUCGAAAUGCAUCGGAACCAGCAGGCGCAGGACAACCACAACAACAUCAAGUCGAGGCAGCUGGCUGUGGACGCAUGA
This is a messenger RNA of Penicillium malachiteum, 279 nucleotides long. RefSeq lists its product as uncharacterized. The coding region runs from base 1 to 279 and encodes 92 amino acids. Lineage: Eukaryota; Fungi; Ascomycota; Eurotiomycetes; Eurotiales; Aspergillaceae. The record is from RefSeq and is a predicted model, not a curated record. The transcript has 2 exons.